This is a messenger RNA of Syngnathus acus (greater pipefish), 2231 nucleotides long. It is a transcript of the gene wnt16, whose product is annotated as wingless-type MMTV integration site family, member 16. NCBI's taxonomy places the organism in Eukaryota, Metazoa, Chordata, Actinopteri, Syngnathiformes, Syngnathidae. Bases 958 to 2001 code for a protein of 347 amino acids. The record is from RefSeq and is a predicted model, not a curated record. Gene Ontology annotation, molecular function: cytokine activity; frizzled binding. The transcript is spliced from 4 exons. Gene Ontology annotation, cellular component: extracellular region. Gene Ontology annotation, biological process: cell fate commitment; neuron differentiation; canonical Wnt signaling pathway.
GUGCGCGUUCCAGUUCGGGGGAAGCGCGCCCACCUUCUCACUCACAAAGUUUCCUCCACCGUGCCAAAAAAAUAGCUCACGAGAAGGAAGAAAAGAAAAAAACAUUUCACGAUCUGCCAUGUACAUCUUUUGGGGGAUGCGGUCUGCCCGGUGACGUCAAUGGUGGCUGUGCAUGUGCUUUCUACUCCACGCGUGCUCAUUUGACCAAGGCCAAAGGAGAUGCUGGGCCGCCGUCACCGGGCCCUUUCCGGCCUGUAGCUGCUCUUGUUCGCCGUGGCGAUCUUCAUUUUCUACUGAAGCCUACACGGCACAGAGCCCGCCGCAACCCGGCGCAGCGCGAUGUCACGAUCCACUGAACCAAGCGCAAGCCCAACCGGCUGCCGCCACCCGACGGACGCAAGCUGAUCGCCGCCGCUGCCUUGCACGGUUUGCCGGUGAGGGAAAAGCACUCUGAGUCCUCAAGUUGAUUGUUGAGAGAGAGGGAAAAGAAAGCGAUGACGUUGGUGCCGUCAAGGCAAGUCACCCGAAGGAAUCACGUGCGCAUGAGGGACGGUGGCCGGCGGCAUAGAGCACGACGUCCGCAUGCACCUGUGCGGCUGCGGACGUCCGCUUGGCCGUCACCAUGCAGGAAGCGGGUCGGAGGCCUCUGCGACGUCACCAACACGAAUUGGCUCACUGCGGCCACUGGCUCAGGGGGAGGAGCACCAACCGGCCCGCCCUUGAUGCUGAGCCCCGCCUUCAGCCCCCACGUGGCACAUUGGUGCUUCGCGUGCACGCUGAGACCAUGGACAAAGCGUGUCGCAGUCGGCCCAGGUAAGACGACGGCGGCGUCUCCAAACGACGGUUCGGUGUGUGCGCAGGGUGUCCAGCAUCCCCCUGGUCCCGGGCCACGUGGACAUCCUGCUGACGGACGCCGUGCCGGACCCCCCGGCGGGCUCCCCUGCGUCUACACCGUACAUGUGUGGCGCGAGGCCCCACCCAGCCUGCCCGUGUUUGGCGAUCACGUGUCCUGCGGCUUCCUCCAAGCUGCUGGGCGCGGAGGGCUCAAACGAGCGGUGGUCCCGGGACGGCGGCUGCCACUCGCUCCCUCUGAGCGGCCUCCAGCGCGACCUGUGCCUCAAGCGGAACUUUCUGGCGCCCAGCAUCGUGGACGCGGCCCGGCUGGCUGUCGGCGAGUGCCAGAACCAGUUCCGACACGAGAGGUGGAACUGCUCCGCCGGCCACAACCCGGCCGUCUUCGGGCAGCAGCUGACCAGCGGAACCAAAGAAACGGCGUUUGUGUAUGCGGUGAUGGCGGCCGGCCUGGUGCACGCCGUCACGCGCUUCUGUAGCCACGGCAACAUCAGCGAGUGCGGCUGCGACGCCCGCCUCCAGGGGGCGGCGGAGGCCGGGGAGGCCUGGCACUGGGGCGGUUGCUCGGACCACGUCCAGUACGGGACCGGGUUCAGCCGGCGCUUCCUGGCGGCGCACGUCGCCGUCAACGCCUCGGCCAGGACGCGCGCGCACGCCCUCCUCCGGAUGAACCAGCACAACAGCGAGGCCGGCAGGCAGGCGGUGGUGGCGACCAUGUCGACGGACUGUCGCUGCCACGGCGUUUCGGGCUCGUGCGCCGUCAAGACGUGCUGGCGGACGAUGGCGCCGUUCGGCCGCGUGGGCGCCUACUUGAAGGAGCGCUACGAAGGCAGCGUGCGCCUCAAGAGGAAGGAGCCCGGAGCCGGUGCGCCGGGGCGCCCCCCGCCGGACAAGCACCACUUGGUCUUCGUCAACAAGUCGCCCAACUACUGCGUGGAGGACCGUCGUGGCGGCGUGUUGGGCACCAGGGGGCGCCGCUGCAACCGCACCUCUGGGGGGCCGGACGGCUGCAAGCUGCUGUGCUGCGGGCGCGGCUACAACACGCACGUGGAGCGCCGCGUCCACCGAUGCGCCUGCAAGUUCGUGUGGUGCUGCUACGUGCGAUGUCGCCGAUGCGAGAGCAUGAGCGACACGCACGCCUGCAAGUGAAACGACUCGGACUUGUUCCAAGCCCCGAAUCAGCAACUUCACAAACUCCAAAACGGUUCCGUACGUCUCUCCCGGACGGCAACGAUGAGUUGGAGCCCAGUUGAUCCUUGAGGCGACAGCUCAUUCAUGCGCUUUAGAUUAAGAUUGUUUCGUUACAUCAAAUUGUCCAAGUCCUCUGACUUCAGCACUGGUAAAUAAUAGCAGACUGCUAUGGUAGUCAUUUCUCUCGC